UUGAGCAGGCAGCCCCUCGGCCUUUUGUUCCAUUAUUCAUCCACCCCUUAGCUUUAGUUUUCGAUCUCUCACAACAUUUCACAAUUCUAUCCACCCAAACACAUUCUUAAUUAAUAAUAUCACAUCAAAUUUUGCUUAGCUUCUUCCAUCUCUUAAUACUUUCUUCUCCAUAUACGGAGUAUUACAUUAUAUAUGUACAAAUAACUAAAUUGUGUUGCAGAUUAUUUCAUCAAUGCUGCCCUCAUUGCUUGUUCUUCUCUGCUUCCUGCUUGUGCUCACAACUUCUUAUGAUGCUGCUGCUGUUGUUCACAACAGCUAUGGGGACAAACAGGUCUUGUCAUUGCAGAAGCUUCAAUGGAGAAAGCAGCUGUACAACAACCAGCUUAACCCUUCAAGGUCUCCAGCCCAGAAAUCAAGGAAAGAAAAUGGCGCAAUAGUACUGGAAAUGAGGCAUACAGAUCACUUCUUCAUGUCUUCUGGAUCAUUGAUAAAGAAUUGGGAUCAAUGGCAGCAGCAACUUAUAAGAGAUGAUGAAAUUCGGGUCGGGUCAAUACAAUCGUGGGUCAAGAGCGCAGAAGACUCAGCCCAAUCUUUUACCCAGACCCAACCAAUCACGUCCGGUCUCAAACUACAGACUCUAAACUACAUUGUGACCAUAACCAUAGGCACCACGAACAUGACAGUCAUUGUAGACACCGGGAGUGAUCUGACAUGGGUUCAAUGCCAGCCGUGCACCUCAUGUUAUACCCAACCACAACCUCUCUAUAACCCUGAAUCCUCACCUUCGUAUCUUUCCGUUCCAUGCAAUGCCACAGCCUGUCAUAAUCUCUCAACCGGGAAUUCAGGUCUUUGUAGGGGGAGCUCGAGUGUGUGCAACUACACGGUAAGCUAUGGGGAUGGGUCCUACACUAAUGGGGAGCUAGGUAGGGACCGUUUAGUUCUCGGAAGCACUUCCAUUGAUGGAUUUGUAUUUGGGUGUGGGAAGAACAAUAAAGGUCUGUUUGGUUCAGCCUCAGGCCUAAUGGGGCUAGGAAGGAGUGACCUGUCUUUGAUUUCUCAGACAUCUGAUGUUUUCGGGAGGGUUUUCUCGUACUGCUUGCCUUCUUCAACUGAUUCUGAGAAUUCCAAGGGCUCCUUGGUUUUCGGAGGCGAUUCGCUGCUUUUCAAGAACUCUACACCCAUCUCUUACACUGCAAUGGUUCAGAAUCCACAGCUUUAUAGCUUCUACAUUCUCAACCAUACAAGAACAAGUAUAGGUGGGGUUUUGGUUCAAGAUUCGAACAGAAGCCAUAUGAUGAUUCUCGAUUCUGGGACAGUUAUUACCAGACUUCCACCGUCUAUCUACAAAGCUUUCAAGGCUGAAUUCUUGAAACAGUUCUCAGGAUACACUAUAGUGACAGGCUACUCAAUUCUAGACACCUGCUUUGAUUUCUCAGCCUAUGAGGAGGUGAAUAUUCCAACUGUCACACUUCAGUUUGAGGGUGGUGCUGAGCUCAGCGUGGACAUCACUGGGAUUUUCUACUUUGCUAAGAGUGACGCUUCUCAGGUGUGUUUGGCUAUGGCAAGCCUCACUUAUGAGGACGAUAUUGGGAUUAUCGGAAACUAUCAGCAGAGGAACACCAGGGUCGUAUACGACACGAAUAAUUCACGAGUGGGGUUUGCAAAAGAGGUUUGCAGUUUCGUGUAAUUUGGCCAAGUUGGGAAUUGACAGUGUGGCAACCUGAGCACAAGCCUUCAGAACACUACCACAGUAAUUGGUGUAAUAUCUGCUAGUUUAAUGUGCUAGGGGUUGCAGUAUAUAUGUAAUGCACGGAAGUUCUAAAAGCUAAGAAUGUAUCAAUGUAGCACAAUCAAGUGGGGAUGGACUGGGCCCGGGCGAUCCGACCCGGGACCCGGACCCGGGGUAGAACGUGUCGGGAUUCGGGCUUGAUUUUUUGGGACCAGCCCAGCCAGGGCCGAUCCCGAUCCGGGCGUAACCGCUACUUUUUCAAAAAAAAAAAAUAGAGGGUGGGCCCGACCCGGGCCCGGUACUGUUUGGGCCCAGACUGAGACUGGUACCGGGCUUCACUUUUUCAGUACCACGACCCACUAGGCCCGGGCCCGGCCCGAGCCCGACCCUACAAUCAAGUGUAAUAUUCAUCUUGACGUGUAUGGUGCACAGCUUUGGGAUCAAUCCAAGUAAUUAAUUGUAUAAUAACCUUUUCAUGAUUAG
Molecule: messenger RNA, 2212 nt
Organism: Cuscuta epithymum
Lineage: Eukaryota; Viridiplantae; Streptophyta; Magnoliopsida; Solanales; Convolvulaceae
Source: the annotation of a GenBank genome assembly